Messenger RNA from Oryza brachyantha (malo sina), 3394 nucleotides. RefSeq names its product LRR receptor-like serine/threonine-protein kinase SIK1. Gene Ontology annotation, biological process: protein phosphorylation. The transcript has 26 exons. The record is from RefSeq and is a predicted model, not a curated record. Lineage: Eukaryota; Viridiplantae; Streptophyta; Magnoliopsida; Poales; Poaceae. Bases 186 to 3140 code for a protein of 984 amino acids. Gene Ontology annotation, molecular function: receptor serine/threonine kinase binding; ATP binding; protein kinase activity.
AAACACCACCAGCCGCAUCGCUCGAUCGGAGGAUGGAGGUGGGGGGUGGUGGAGCGUGGUAACUCCGCCCGCCGGGUAGGUCGAUGCGCUAGUAAACACAGCAGAGUGUUCGUCUUCGUCGAGGUGGUGGUGAAGAGAGGAAAGGUGGUGGGCUUGUGGCCUACCGUCUGUUGAUUCUUGGAUUAAUGGCGGCGGCGGCGAGGGCGCCGUGGCUGUUUUGGAUGGUGGUGGCGGUGGUUGUUGUUGUUGUUGUUCUUGGUGCGGUGGUGGAGGCGGGAGAAGGAGGAGGAGGAGGAGAGGGGGAGGGGAAGGCGCUGAUGGCCGUGAAGGCCGGGUUCGGGAACUCGGCCAACGCGCUCGUCGACUGGGACGGCGGCGGCGACCACUGCGCCUGGCGGGGUGUCACCUGCGACAACGCCUCCUUCGCCGUCGCCGCUCUGAACUUGUCAAAUCUGAACCUCGGAGGGGAGAUCUCGCCGGCUAUCGGAGAGCUCAAGAAUCUACAGUUCGUUGAUCUCAAGGGGAACAAGCUCACUGGCCAAAUCCCAGAUGAGAUUGGGGACUGCAUCUCCUUAAAAUAUUUAGAUUUAUCUGGCAACUUGCUGUAUGGAGACAUCCCAUUCUCCAUCUCCAAGCUCAAGCAGUUUGAGGAGCUGAUUUUGAAGAACAACCAGCUCACGGGACCCAUCCCUUCCACAUUGUCCCAAAUUCCAAAUCUCAAGACAUUGGACCUGGCACAGAACCAGCUUACAGGCGACAUUCCUAGGCUCAUCUACUGGAAUGAAGUCCUGCAAUACCUAGGUCUGAGGGGUAACUCACUGACUGGAACUUUGUCACCUGACAUGUGCCAAUUGACUGGCUUGUGGUACUUUGAUGUAAGGGGGAACAAUCUCACAGGAACCAUUCCAGAGAGCAUAGGAAACUGCACUAGCUUUGAGAUUUUGGACAUUUCGUAUAACCAAAUCUCUGGAGAAAUACCUUACAACAUAGGCUUUCUUCAAGUAGCCACCCUGUCACUUCAAGGAAAUAGGCUGACUGGGAAAAUUCCAGAAGUGAUUGGCCUCAUGCAGGCUCUUGCUGUUCUAGACCUGAGCGAGAAUGAACUGGUAGGGCCCAUUCCUUCUAUACUGGGCAAUUUAUCCUACACUGGCAAACUAUAUUUGCAUGGAAACAAACUUACUGGAGUCAUACCACCAGAGCUUGGGAACAUGAGUAAACUUAGCUAUCUUCAAUUGAAUGAUAAUGAAUUAGUGGGCACAAUUCCAGCUGAGCUUGGCAAACUUGAAGAGCUUUUUGAACUAAAUCUUGCCAACAACAAUCUUCAAGGUCCUAUUCCUGCAAACAUCAGUUCCUGCACUGCUUUAAACAAGUUCAAUGUUUAUGGUAACAAGCUAAAUGGUUCUAUUCCAGCUGGUUUCCAGAAGUUGGAGAGUUUGACUUACUUGAACCUAUCUUCAAACAAUUUCAAAGGCAAUAUUCCUUCUGAGCUCGGUCACAUCAUCAACUUGGACACACUUGAUCUUUCUUACAAUGAAUUCUCUGGACCAGUUCCUGCUACUAUUGGUGAUCUGGAGCACCUUCUUGAACUGAAUUUGAGUAAGAACCAUCUUGGUGGAUCUGUUCCUGCUGAAUUUGGAAACCUGAGAAGCAUCCAAGUAAUUGAUAUGUCCAACAACAACUUAUCUGGUAGUCUGCCUCAAGAACUUGGACAACUUCAGAACCUUGAUAGCUUGAUUCUUAACAACAACAAUUUAGUUGGGGAAAUCCCUGCUCAAUUGGCCAAUUGCUUCAGCUUAAAUACCCUGAAUUUGUCAUACAAUAAUUUAUCUGGACAUGUCCCGUUGGCAAAGAACUUCUCAAAAUUCCCAAUGGAAAGCUACUUGGGUAAUCCACUGCUGCAUGUUUACUGUCAAGAUUCCAGCUGUGGACAGUCUCAUGGACCAAGAGUUAAUAUUUCAAGGACAGCAAUUGCUUGCAUUAUCUUAGGCUUCAUCAUUUUGCUAUGUGUUAUGAUGUUGGCUAUAUAUAAAACAAAUCAACCACAACCACUUGUCAAAGGAUCUGACAAGCCAGUGCAAGGACCUCCAAAGCUAGUUGUUCUCCAAAUGGACAUGGCUAUCCAUACCUACGAGGACAUCAUGAGGUUGACAGAGAAUUUGAGCGAAAAAUACAUUAUUGGCUAUGGAGCCUCAAGUACUGUCUACAAAUGUGAACUAAAGAGCGGCAAGGCCAUUGCCGUCAAGCGGCUUUACAGUCAGUAUAACCAUAGCCUCCGGGAGUUUGAAACAGAGCUAGAGACAAUUGGCAGCAUCCGGCACAGGAAUCUUGUCAGCCUUCACGGCUUCUCACUAUCUCCACAUGGAAACUUGCUCUUCUAUGAUUACAUGGAAAAUGGCUCCUUGUGGGAUCUUCUCCAUGGUCCAUCAAAGAAAGUGAAGCUGAAUUGGGACACACGACUGAGGAUCGCGGUUGGAGCAGCACAAGGGCUGGCCUAUCUUCACCAUGACUGCAACCCUCGCAUAAUCCACAGAGACGUCAAGUCCUCCAACAUCCUGCUCGACGAGCACUUUGAAGCGCACCUCUCAGAUUUCGGCAUAGCCAAAUGUGUCCCCUCUGCCAAGUCCCAUGCCUCCACUUAUGUGCUAGGAACCAUCGGCUACAUUGAUCCAGAGUAUGCCAGGACUUCCAGGCUCAAUGAGAAAUCUGAUGUGUACAGCUUUGGCAUCGUCCUUCUGGAAUUGCUCACGGGAAAGAAGGCUGUCGACAACGAAUCGAACCUGCAUCAGUUGAUACUCUCCAAAGCUGAUGACAACACGGUGAUGGAGGCAGUGGACUCGGAGGUGUCAGUGACGUGCACAGACAUAGGCCUGGUCAGGAAGGCCUUCCAGCUCGCCCUUCUGUGCACCAAGAGGCACCCUUCCGACCGGCCGACCAUGCACGAGGUUGCAAGGGUGCUGCUGUCCCUACUGCCGGCCCCCGCCGUGACCACCCCCAAGACGGUCGACUACUCCCGCUUGCUGGCGUCGACGACGGCGGCCGACAUGAGAGGGCACGACGUGACCGACAUCGGCGACAACAGCUCCUCCGACGAGCAGUGGUUCGUCAGGUUCGGCGAGGUCAUAUCCAAGCACACAAUGUGAUCCUCCUCAAACCUCUCCAAAGUUUUUUUCUCCUCCCCAAGUAGAGCUUGAAGCAAGCAAGAAGCUAAAAAGGAUAGUAGCACAGUGCAGGAAAAUAGCUAGGUGUAGGAUCUGAAGUAGAUGGCGAUGAUGGUGUUAAUCCCAUGCAUUGUUCUUCACUCUUUCUUCUUCUUGGUGUUGAUUUAGGAUUGCCCAAAGAUUGUUCUUAGGAAUUGCAGUGGCAUAGUAGCAGUGUGGUUCAUGGUGUCCAUUCA